This is a messenger RNA of Vitrella brassicaformis, 2642 nucleotides long. The record is from the annotation of a GenBank genome assembly. NCBI's taxonomy places the organism in Eukaryota, Vitrellaceae.
UAGCCGCUGUGCGCUGUAUAUACAUUGGUAUCGUCAUGUUGAGGUCGUGGACAACUGUUUCGUGGAAAACGAGCUCACAACAAUGAUACACGCGAUCGACCGGAAUGAAGGCCGCCUCGAUACUGAGACAUUCACCCUCAGCGGCAAUGGGCUCGUACCAAGGGCAGUGGGUGGCGAAUCAGACGUCUUGUAUAAGUUUGAGAACCCGAACCAGUACUACGAAGGCAUAAUCAUCGGUACAAAUGAACAGAAGUGCGCCAACGUAUGUGGCAAUGGACUAGUGAUGCCCGGCAUUGAGGAGUGUGAUGAUGUCGGAACACCUGACAGCCUUGCAACACCAGAAAACGGCGAUGGCUGUAGUGCGUCGUGUACGAUCGAAGAGGGGUGGGAGUGUAACAAUCUGGAAACAUUCGAUGAUGACGGAGAACGACCUUUACUGCACACGUGGGUGAAGGCAUACAGAAAAGGAGAAAAAUGAGACACGAUGCUUGUGAUAUAAGUUGGAUUGUUCUCUCGUUGGGCUCUCUUGCAGCUCGGCCAAUGAUCCCCACCCUCAGUACCGACACUUUUAGCACUCGAAUCUUGCCUUUCACAGUGGGAAUUAUCCUUUCCGAGCCAGCCAAAUCUGGCACUUUUGAGGCCGGUGAUAUUGCACUUUCUGGUGCUGCUGAGGCGUCUGUUACUUCUCUGCAAACUGUCUCCAAUCAGCACUUCACAGCCAAUCUGGAGCCAACUAGCGGCGGCAGUUUAAGUAUUGAGCUGACAGCCGGCAAAGUGGAGCUGCACAAUGUGCCUGGCCAUUUCAACGAAGAUUCCAACGUCUUGACCGUCACAAUCGGUGGGUGCACAUGUAGAGAGACGAGAGGUAGGGCAUGAGUGUGGACGCGUUGUGGUUUUCUAGAUUCAACCAGACCGACUCCCGUCUUAGCAGCACCAGCGGCCUCUCCUGAUCUUAUUGUGGAAAGUGACCCUUUCAUUGUGACAGUGAUCUUCGACGAGGCUAUCAAGACUUCUACACUUACACUCAGUGAUUUUAGCGUCACGAACGCUUCCGUGGUCAGCGUGACUGAGACGGGGGCCUCCAGCGACACCUUUAGCAUUGGUGUAGCACCGGAUACAGAGGGAGGGGUACAAGUGCAGCUCCCAGAAGGCAAAAUUGAGGACCUGGUCGGCAACCUAAACGCGGCCUCAAACGUCUUGGUAGUUACCUACGGUGGGCAUAAAAGCAGACACGUACGUACAUACUUUGUGUCUCGCUUCUUCAUGUAUUACAUGCGCUUCUAGAAAUGCCGCCAACAACCAUUCCGCCGCCAAAAGCUGAACCUCCCACCACUACGGAAGAUGCAGCCCUCCCGCCAGGUCUUCUUUCUCGCAUCCUGGCAAAGAAAAAGCCAAAUGCCUACCUGCUUUGUACGUGCCAUGCUCAGGUGGAGGCGAUGGGCCGCCAGACGGCGAGAAUGGUGUGCCGCCAGAAGGAGAGAAUGGCGAGGCGAUAGGUCAGAUCCAUCAAUCGGCCCACCUGUUGGCAAUGCACCCGGUGUCUUUUUGCAGGUCCGCCCGAUCCGUCAGAUGGAGAGACGCUGCCGCCUCUUCCGCCAAACAUACCCUUUGAUCAGGUGGAGAUUUCGUCAGGGAGCUCAGAUGGCGAUCCAGCGGAAGGUUGCCAAAUGUCCUACUCAGCAGCAGGAGGUGAUCACAUGCAUCCAUGCAUACGUCAAAUGCUCUUUUGAUUGUCGCAUUAUUUACUCAUUUGUUGCCAGAUGUGCGUUUGGCCUGUGCCGACUCAGAAAGCAGGAAGUUCAUUUCUCUGGCCGAGAGCAGCGUGAUCGUGCACGUCGAAGGCUCGAGACAUGAUGACACUUUGAGGGGCAACAGCCAAGACAACACUUUGGUUGGAGGCGAUGGAGCGGACACACUCGAUGGGCGCGGAGGCGUCGACCAGCUCGCUGGCGGCAGAGGUGCUGACACCUUUGUCGUCUCGGAUGUGCCGUGUGAUGUGACAAUUCUCGACUUCGACACCGGCAGCACUCACGAUCGGGUGAACCUUGUCAGCUUCGCCUCACUCACGAAGAUGAGCGAUCUACAGGAGAGAAUGACCAGCGGCAGCGUGAUCCUCGACCUCGAUCCGAGCCACAGAGUGCGGAUCCUCCACCGGACACUUCAGGAGAUUUUCGACCCCAGAUACUUCCUGUUGACUAGUGAGCUCGAGACAGAGGGCGUGGCGAAAGACGAGGAAUGCGGCUGGUUCACCUACAGCCGACCUGAAUGUGUCGAUACAAUCCUUUCCAUCGUAUUGGGCAUCGUCGGUGUGGCCGGCCUGGGUAUUGGGACAUGGCAAGUCGUCCAUAACUUUUUGAGGCGGGGCCAGAAUCCGACACCAGAGGCGGGAGAGAAGCCGACAGAGAAGGAAGAGGGGAUGGAUCACCGGAAGCGAUCCAUAUCUGACACUCGAGACAGCCGCAAAAGGAGGUACCUUGAGACCAAAACCGAGCGGCGAGUCUUGGGAAGCGACUUUGUCCAGGGCCUGCAGGAGGAAAAGCCAUCAGGAGAUGAGAGCGGGUCGCGUGGAAGGGUGGAGGACGCUGCUGCGUCUGACCUUUCUUUUCUGUCGUACUUAUAAGACAAUUUUUUUUGCGUGUCGG